Messenger RNA from Anastrepha obliqua, 3144 nucleotides. Its product is annotated as WD repeat-containing protein 36. The coding region runs from base 75 to 2879 and encodes 934 amino acids. Gene Ontology annotation, cellular component: Pwp2p-containing subcomplex of 90S preribosome; small-subunit processome. Gene Ontology annotation, molecular function: protein binding. The record is from RefSeq and is a predicted model, not a curated record. The transcript is spliced from 5 exons. NCBI's taxonomy places the organism in Eukaryota, Metazoa, Arthropoda, Insecta, Diptera, Tephritidae. Gene Ontology annotation, biological process: rRNA processing.
GUUGAAACAGCAGCAACUCAGAACCAGCAAAUAUAACAUUUAAUCUUGUAAAUUUAAUUGAAGUGGACAAAUAAAUGACCAACGCGGGUGAAACAGUGUCAAAGGGCACUAUAAACGAAAGUUUAGUUAAUAGCAGUGUAAUCUUCCGUCAAAAUCGAGCACUUGGCUUUGUUAGUAACAACGUUCCAGCUGUCAUUCGAUAUGUUAGACGACGUAAGGAUACAUUGAUUAUCACCUGCAUUGGGCGCGCCUUUCAAGUGUACACGGCCAACCAUUUUCGAUUGCUACACGUCGGUCCAAUUCAUCCAGAUGAGAUCACGGCUCUAGCUAUGGACCGCGUACACACUUACGCUGCCAGUAACCGUUGUAUUUAUGCUUGGCGCGCCGGUAAACAUCAACGACACGUGUUUCGCGGUCACACACGUAAUGUACAUUUAUUGCUACCAUUUGCUGCUCAUUUGAUAGCCGUGGAUGAGGCGAAUGUGCUGCGUGUAUGGGACAUAGCCAAAGAGGAAGUUUAUUUAGAAUUACAAUUCAAUGUUGAUGAAUUUUUGAUUACUGCGAUAACUCAUCCACCUGCUUAUCUAAACAAAAUAGUAUUGGGCUCACAGCAGGGUAUGCUAAAAAUUUGGAACAUAAAGGAAAAUCGUUUGCUAUACACUUUUGCUGGAUUUGGCAGCAAAGUGACUUGUAUACAACCCUCACCAGCAUUAGAUGUAGUAGCCGUUGGCCAUCAAGACGGCAGUAUUAUUUUGUUAAAUCUCAAGUUUGAUGAAGUGCUUAUGAAGUUUAAGCAGGAUUGGGGACAGGUAUCGCAAAUUACAUUCAGAACAGAUGGACCACCGAUAAUGGUGACUGCAUGUUCCAACGGGCAUGUGGCAUUUUGGGAUCUGGAAGAUCGUAAGAUUGCUGGUCAAAUGCAGGUACAUGAAGAUGCAGUUAGCACCGCAAUUUGUUUCCAUAAUGAACCUUUGCUGUUUACCACUUCGCCUGAUAAUUCAAUGAAAUUGUGGAUAUUCGAUAUGCCUGACAAUGGCGCACGUUUGUUACGCUCAAGGGAAGGGCACACUGGGCCGCCAUUGUGUAUACGCUAUCAUGGCAAUAGUGGCACUUCAAUACUGUCCGCGGGAGAAGACAGUGAUUUACGCGUUUUUAGUACCAUAUCUGAGUCAUUAAAUAAGAGUAUGGGCAAAGCUAGUUAUAAUAGAAAAAAAUCAAAAAAGCGAAACCGAUUCGAAAUGCACGCUUUACGUAUGCCCCCAAUUAUUGAGUUCACAAGCGAGACGACACGAGAACGUGAAUGGGAUAACAUAGCCGCCAUUCAUGCGGGCAUUAUACAAACUACAACCUGGUCCUUCUAUAAAAAUCGUAUGGGCGAACACCGGCUGGUGCCGAGUAAAUUCCAAAACAAGAACCGGAUUGACUACAAAACCAUUACAACAUGUGUGACGUUGACUCACUGCUGUAACUUUGUAAUCAUUGGUUAUUCUAGCGGAGAUGUAGAACGCUUUAACAUUCAAAGUGGCCUCCAUCGAGCAAGUUACGGCUCGCCAGCGCAUAAAACAGCUGUACGUGGUGUAGUGUCCGAUAUAUUAAAUCAGUUUGUUAUAACUGGAUGUGGUCAAGGGCUUCUUAAAUUCUGGCCAUUCAAAGAAAACGCUGAAAAAUAUAUCAAGUGUCUUAAAUUUCCGGAAGGCAUUUCUCUAAUGCGCAUACAUCGUGAAAGUGCAAUGCUUGCAGUUGCUUUAGUGAACUUCGUUGUACACAUUGUAGAUGUGGAUACACGUGUAAUAGUGCGUAAAUUUGAAGGUCAUAUUGCAAAACUGAAUGAUAUGGUAUUCAGUCCAGAUAGUCGCUGGCUUAUUUCCGCAAGCAUGGAUUCUACCAUCAAAGUAUGGGACAUACCAUCAUCAUACAUGAUUGAUCACUUCAAAGUAGACCGCCCAUGCGUGUCACUUACCAUGUCACCGAAUGGUGACUUUCUCGCAACUGCGCAUGUCAACUAUCUGGGAAUAUAUUUGUGGGCUAAUAAAAUGCUUUUCAACCAGAUAACAUUACGUUCCAUAAAUCCAUACAGUAAAGCUCCUUACGUUGGUUUGCCAAUAAGUGCCAGCGAUGAGAUGGAUGUUGCAGAUCUUAUGGAAAAUGCUAAGCUAAAGGAAUCUAACGAUGACGAAGACGAAGACCAGGAUAUGAGUGACAACGACAUGGGCCCAGAAAUUAACUUAACGUACGAGUCACCACCGCAACUUGGUAGUGAUUUAAUCACUCUUUCUGGUACCGCUGCAUCUCGUUGGCAAAAUCUGCUAGAUCUGGAAGUAAUAAAAAAACGCAAUAAACCAAAAGCUCCACCGAAAACACCAAAACAAGCCCCAUUUUUCCUGCCUACAAUAGCCGGUUUAGAUGUUAAAUUUGAUAUGAGCCAAGCGACUGAGACUAUGGAUGAGAAUAAUGGGUCUCGAGUGCUACAAGCCGGUGUGGGCGGGCUCAGCACGCUGACAGACUUCGGCAAAAUGCUUCACAGUGCAACAGACCUCAAAAACUAUACCCAGUGUGUAGAUCACCUUAAGAAACUAGGUCCAUCAAUGAUUGAUUUUGAAAUCAAGUCACUGCACCCGACUGGCGGUGGCUCUUCCCGCAUAAUGGUCUCAUUUUUACAUACAAUCGAACAUAUGUUCAAUACGAACACUAACUUCGAGUUAGCACAAGCGUAUUUAAGCGUGUUCCUACGUGUAUAUAGCAUCGAUUUAUUGGACUUCGAGGAAGUCAUUGAAGUUCUGGAACGAGUUUGUGAGUUGCAAGAGAAAAGUUGGAAGGUCGUUGAAGAUAAACUGUUAUUCGGUUUAGGGGUGGUGACAGCAUUAAGAAAUUUUGUGUAGAAAUUGAAUAAAAUGUAUUUAUAUAUUGAUAGACGCACGGAAGUGUAUCAACGGCGGCAAAUGUUUACAAUUUGAGUUGCAUAAAUUGGACAAUUGCGCCUAUGUCAUAAGAUACAGAAAUACAACGACUACAACAAAGUUGUACACCUUCCAGAAUAAUUUAACAUGUUUUUGGAGAAAUGCAGUUCUCCAAACUAUUUUAAGAAUGUACUCGUAGUGCUAAAAAUAAAAUUGUUUUUAAAUACCCUACUUUGGAGAUUAUAAA